Molecule: messenger RNA, 1407 nt
Organism: Hypoxylon trugodes
Lineage: Eukaryota; Fungi; Ascomycota; Sordariomycetes; Xylariales; Hypoxylaceae
Exons: 1
Coding region: 309-1118 (269 amino acids)
Source: RefSeq, a predicted model, not a curated record
CUGUCGUCAAUACCUUUGUCACUUCUUUGAAAUCACAAAGAGGACCAUAGUUGGAAAGGUUUCUUGUCUGAUAGAACAAUAUUAUUGUCGAGUCAGGUUUUACACAUAAUGUAGAUACCUACACGUCACUAGAAAUAUUUAGUCUGGGACAGAAAAUUUUAAAUAUCAUCACAUUCACCUUCGCAUUUCCUCGGUGGUAAACCAGUGCCCUUCUAUUUUAGCUAUCUGGCAUAGCAUUUUUAUACAUUCGUUUUUUCCGAAAUAAUCACUUAAGAAAAAGAAAAACCCAAACCACCAGGAUAUUCCCGAUGUGUCUCGGGGGCUGUGGCGUCAGCGACGACGAUUAUUAUCCGACACCUAGACAGCAAAGCAGACACCAGUAUUCGGGACAAAGUGCAAGACAAUAUCAAGACACAGCUAGGCCGACGAUGGCGUACGAGAAUCGCGAACAAGAAGACCAAAACCCUGCGAGAUUUUACUACUCUAAUCCGCGGUGGCCUAACGGCAGGGUGAAGUAUAUCGAACCCGAUGUUGCUCGUGCCUUCGCCGGACUUCCGGCUAGCGAGUUCCGCGCCGUGUACGACCCAGAGCUCUAUUGGAAGUCAAGGAACCAGGCUCAGCAGGCUGCUGCCCAGCGAUUUGUCUCUGGCCAGCCGGGCCAUUACGACCAAAAUAGCGCUCCAGCCUCGCCAUCAAACCUCAACCCGAACCAUAAUCAAUACAAUCAACAACGACAACAGAAUUCACAUAGAAUAGUCACCGAACAGCCCAGGAUGAAUAAGGGAAUGUCCGCACCUCUAAAACGACGCCCUCUCGUGCAUCAACGUGAACUUAGUGGGAUGUUCAGGCCUUCGCUCCGCUCACCGAUCCCUUCGCGUAUCCCCGCUGCUAGGAGAGAUAGCAACAAUGUCAGCGAGUGUGGUAGCGUUGAAGCGGAUGAUGGCGAUUGGAGGAAACAUGAAGUUUCGCCCGUUAGUAGCGAUGAUGAAGACGGCGGCAACAAGUCGAAGAGAUUUCCUGUUUCACCUAUGCAGCCCGAGCACAAGAAAACGAGAGCCUAUCGAAAGAAUGCAGAACAGCACCGCCAAGGAUAUGAUCACUCACAAUACUGGCUGUAGUGGGAUACUUUAAGGACCUACCAAUAUACAAAAUCGGUGGUGCAAUCGUUGGGGAAGAUUUCCAAGUGGCUGGGAGCAACUUCGAGAAUUGAGUGGCUACCUACCUAGGUAGGUACGGAAGACCCCUCCCUUCACCCCGCGCUCGAUAUCUGCAGGACACAUGGCUUACCUUCGAUCUAACUGGAUACAUCACGAUUUGGUUCUGCUUGGAAUCGGAGAUUAGGAAUCGAGUGGACAAAAGAGAACCAAGGACAUGAUAAGCGUUCGUGUUGAAUCUUUUUUUUUUUUC